This is a messenger RNA of Dovyalis caffra, 1590 nucleotides long. NCBI's taxonomy places the organism in Eukaryota, Viridiplantae, Streptophyta, Magnoliopsida, Malpighiales, Salicaceae. The record is from the annotation of a GenBank genome assembly.
AUGGAGGGCUCUGUAGCGGUGGAGGAUCUCGGAGCCCCCGAGUCUUGGGAGGUGGCUGAUUUGGAUGAGACGAUGAGUCGUUUGUUGCUUAAUAAAGACUCUAGACAGCAACAGCAACAGCAACAGCCUCAAGACCAGCUCGCUCGUUCCGGCUCGGAUUCGUUUGGUUCGGGUGAGAAAGUAACCGAUGAUGUUAUCAAUCAGGUUGAUCAGUUUCUUCGUGAGGCAUUGCAAAACCCUCGGGAGCGCCUCUCAAUUUUGCGGAUGGAACAAGAUGUAGAAAAGUUUAUCCAUGAUCCGAACCAACAGCAAUUAGAAUUUCAGCAGUUGCCUACUUCAUAUCUAAGGCUAGCAGCACACCGUGUGGCACAGCAUUAUUCGCUGCAAUCGAUGGUUUUGUUAGACAAUAGUUUACCUGAUGGCUCUGGUUCCAGAAUUAUUGUCCGUAAGACUUCUGACUGUAGCCUUCCCUUGAUUCGCCUUGCCGACAUCCCUGUGAGUUUGCCAUCAGAAGAUGGUGAUGUUGUUAAGGUUGCAAUUAAGCAAAGGCCACAGAAACGGUCUCAAAUUGCCAACAACUCAAAUUCAAAUUCAACGAAGUCAAACAGUUCCAAAAGCGUGGAGGAAAGAAAAGAGGAGUACAACAGGGCACGUGCACGCAUAUUUAACUCUAGUAGUUCCAGCAGUGGUACUAGCGGGAAACCAGAAGUUGAACCAAGAUUACAGGAUGGUCCCCAGCAUGCUUCAUUUGGUAUAUCAAAGUCAGAAGAGAAAUCUGCUCCAGUGAUUCCUGAUUUAAAUUCUGGGCGGGUUUUAAUUGAAUCAGCCACAAUUAGCGGUAGGCCAGUUAGGUCUAGGAUGGAGAGGGAGCCAAUUGGUAGGUACAGGCCAAACAGCAGGGUGGCCAUUUUUCGGGACCGUGAGGUUGAUCGGAAGGACCCUGACUAUGAUCGAAGCUAUGACAGGUAUAUGCAAAGAUUUGAUCCUGGUUUUGGGUUCAAUGGGGGAGGACCUUACGCCAUUCAGCCUAUGUACGCUCCUGCACUGAAUUACAACACUGAAUUUCCACAACUUGGGUCCACACACGGGCCUCAGAUAUCUACAGAACACCAACCACGGCCUCUCCCUCAACAUGUACCCGGGCCCUGGGUUGGACCAUCAACCCCUGCAGGGAUUGGGUAUGGUCAUCCUGAUACUCUUAUACAACCAUUUAAUCCGAAUCAUGUCGGUGCACGUUCCACAUCUGCCAUUUAUCUGCAUUCAUCUCAGUAUCCAUGUCAACGCCCAGGAAUGCCUUUUAUUCAUCCACAUGAACAUGUUCAGCCUUUUUCACAGUCUCAUCAACAGCAACCUGAUGCAAGUUUUGGUUUAGCCCGGCCCCGCAUAGAGAACCGAGUUGGAUUGGAGUGGACACUUCUUCUCAUGAACAUCCCACUGAUCCAUUCCACCAGUCUCGGUUUUACUCGAGGCUUCUUCCAUAUGACCAUAAGGGCCAAAGGGGAUGCGCUUGAAGGAUAUUUUUAUCAGAGCUGGCAUUUGGUAUUUGGCUUGUCACAGCUUGACCCCUCAGAAAACUCUGAUCACGACUGA